Rhipicephalus microplus (southern cattle tick) is the source of this 1159-nucleotide messenger RNA. RefSeq names its product cytosolic iron-sulfur assembly component 1 (gene Ciao1). Gene Ontology annotation, molecular function: protein binding. Gene Ontology annotation, cellular component: cytosolic [4Fe-4S] assembly targeting complex. Gene Ontology annotation, biological process: iron-sulfur cluster assembly. The record is from RefSeq and is a predicted model, not a curated record. Lineage: Eukaryota; Metazoa; Arthropoda; Arachnida; Ixodida; Ixodidae.
GUCAACUUUUGUGCCGCCCACUAAGCCAGUUGACGAUCGUGAGCAUGCUGUGGUUAUGGUGAGAAAUGAUGCGAUGUUCUUGAAUAUUCUCGUCAUUGUUGCAUCGAUAUGGCGGACGAGAUGAAAAUGACAUUGGUGUCCGAACUUAAAGGACAUAAGGACCGUGUGUGGUGUGUCGCGUGGAAUCCUGCGGGAACCGUGUUGGCCAGUUGCGGAGGCGACAAAAGCACUCGUCUCUGGGCGCUCGAAGGUGGAGAGUGGAUAUGUAAAGCCAUGUUGCUGGACGGACACAAGAGGACCGUGCGCUGCGUAGCGUGGUCUCCGUGCGGCAGCCGCCUCGCCUCGGCCAGCUUUGACGGCACUGUUUGUAUAUGGCGGAUCGAUGAGGAAUCGCGCACAUGGGAAAGUGUGGCCACUCUGGAGGGACACGAGAGUGAAGUGAAGGCUGUCGCAUGGUCCCCCUCGGGACGCCACCUGGCCACGUGCGGCCGAGACAAGACUGUCUGGAUAUGGGACGUGAUCGACGAUUCGGACCAGUACGAGUGCGCAUCUAUUCAGACAUGUCAUACCCAGGAUGUCAAAACAGUGAUCUGGCAUCCGACAGAAGAUGAGCUCGUGUCUGCCAGCUAUGACAACAGCGUGCGUGUGUAUGGCGAGCAGUUGGAUGACUGGGAGUGCGCAUGUUCAUUGUCCAAGCAUGAGAACACCGUGUGGUCUGUGUGCUUUGACGGCCGGGGCCACCGCCUCGCCUCUGGCAGCGCUGACGGCAGCGUCCGUAUUUGGACGCGACUCCAGAAAGCAUCGUCGGGAGAUGCCAGCUGGGAUUGCGAGGGCACGAUUGGCACGCUGCACCCGCGGCCUGUCUACAGUGUCUCUUGGUGCCCGCUUACCGGCUUACUAGCCACGGGUUGUGGCGACAACGGAGUUCGCGUGUUUGUCGAAGAGCAGUCUGGCUCGGGAGAGCCUUCUUGGCGGUUAGCAUGCCAUGAAUCGCACGAACAAGACGUCAACAGCGUCGCCUGGAACCCAUCCACGCCUGGUCUUCUCGCUUCAGCUGGGGACGAAGGUCGGGUGCGCAUAUGGAAAAUCGAACCACCGCCAUCAAAGGCCGUUCAAUAAAAUGUUCUGUUAAUAAAUAUCCGUUGUGUUGUGUACAUAA